GAUCAUUCGCAGCUCGCCCUGCCAGCACCGCCCAGGCGGCGGAAAGCGAGGGCGAAGCGCAAUGAGGAUGAGCUCUUAGCCAUCGAAACGCAGCCAGCUGACUACAGUGAGCUGCUUAGGGAAGCCACAAAGCUGGAGAUUGACGACUCGCUCGAAGAGCUGAGGCGCAUGAUCAAGAGAACCAGGAGCAAUAUGGACUGUCAAAUGAAGGUCUUAGAUGGUUUCAUUUCCGACGUGAACCAUCUCAAGGGCAACGCAAGGAACUUCGAUGGAGACGGCAGCAUGCCAGCGUUGCCACCAAGCAAUGAGGCCCAUCCGCGACCUGCACUAAAGGCUAGCGCCUCUUCCGGAGCUCUGACGAUUGGCGGUGAAAGUCGGAUAGUUCCCAAGCGGAGCACGGCUUUGCCUGGAGCUCUUCCUGCCUUGGGCCAUUCAGCGUCUGCGCCAUCUAUCGGUUCUGCAGCAAUGCUCUCGCUGCGGAACGUGGCUCCUCUCACCAUGCCCCAAAGGCGGGCGCCACCAGGCGCGGGGCCACUUAACAAGGUUGGUCGGCGAGCUAUGGGCGCUGAACGCCCUGGGCGGGAUUGGCAGAGCAUGGGCAGCUAG
This is a messenger RNA of Symbiodinium pilosum, 606 nucleotides long. NCBI's taxonomy places the organism in Eukaryota, Dinophyceae, Suessiales, Symbiodiniaceae. The record is from the annotation of a GenBank genome assembly.